CUUGCUAUCGUAAUAGAUGUAAUACAAGGGCAUCCUAUUAAGCCUGUGAAAGCGGCGCUGUACAUCAGUAGAAUGGAGCUCUUUUUUAAAACUCCACGCUCUGCAGUGGGCUUUCUCUUGUCUACUGUACUCCCUCCCAAGAAGCCUAUCGUGCAGCCAUGGUGCUUUCUGGAGUUGGUGAUGCCCUUGGAUAUCGCAACCAGCGCUGGGAAUAUUGUACUUCGGGGCCCCAGAUCCACCAAGAGCUCCAGGAAAUGGGGGGACUUGGCAAGAUACAUGUAAUUCUUCCUGAUUGGCCAGUCAGUGAUGACACUGUGCUGCACCUGGCGACUGCUGAGGCCCUUGCUACAGGGAAGACUGGAGAGUCCUUGUUCCAGGAGCUGGCAAGAUGCUAUGUAGAGGCCAUGAAAGAUAUGGAGGGAAGAAAACCUGGGCCCACCAGUAUUCUGGGAACAUCUCAGCUACGUCCAGGAGAGCCAGGUGGAUAUCACAUUCCCUUCAACUCUUACGCAACUGGUUGUGGUGCAGCUAUGAGAUCCAUGUGCAUUGGGCUGAGGUAUCCUCAGCCUUCUGAUCUCAACACCUUGAUCAAAGUCAGCAUAGAAAGUGGAAGAAUGACGCAUCACCACCCCACAGGUUAUCUGGGAUCUCUGGCUUCGGCUCUCUUCACUGCGUAUGCUGUCCAGGGACUGCCCCUUGAGCUCUGGGGAUGUGGGUUGCUGAAGACUCUGCCCCUUGCCCUAGAAUACAUCCAGGCUGCUGGGAUUGAGACUGAAGCCAAUGUAGCAGCUUGGCCCUAUUUCCAAGAGAAGUGGGAAUGGUACCUCUCAGAACGGGGUCUCAUCGAUGGCCGGGGCCCAGUUCGAUUCCCUCCUGCCUAUGGUCCUGCCGAGCGGGAUGUCAUCUACAAAACCUUCAGCCUGGAUGGGUGGGCUGGGCGCAGUGGCCACGAUGCCCCCAUGAUUGCUUAUGAUGCCCUCCUGGGUGCUGGGAGCAGCUGGGAGCAGCUCUGUGGACGUUCCAUGUUUCAUGGUGGAGACAGUGACUCCACAGGGGUGAUCGCAGCUUGCUGCUGGGGCCUUACAUAUGGUCUCCAAGACAUCCCAUCUGGAAAUCACAUGGAACUGGAAUACCGAGACAGGAUGGUCUCUGCAGCUGACUCUCUCUAUCGCCUGGCUUGGGAGCAGGGGUCUGUUUGAGAAGCCGUUCCCAUAUCUAAUAUCCUCAAUUCCUGGGAAGGCAUAAGCUGAAAACUUUCAAUAGAUUGAAAACUGCUGCUUUCAAAAUAAAUUGUAGCUGUAUUCUGUCUUGCUUUUAUGAGCAGCAAACAAGUUCGGCAUCCAUUCCUAUUCUGACACAAGAAUGCCAGCAGUGCUCUUAUUAAAAAUAAAUUAUCGUAAAUAUAUUUAGGUGCAUCACCUUUAUUAAAAAAGCUAAUAAUGAAGCCUAAAAUUGCAGGUAACACAGGCAGAGGCAUUACAAGGUGAUGUUCAUAUUUUAGCAUGGCAUCUGUGCCUCCUUUUGAAGUUCAGGCAAUCAUGCUUUCUCAUUUGUUUAUUUUUUUAUUUGUAGCCCCACAAUUAUUGCUUUUACAAAGAGGGCAGUAUAUUUACUGCCUUGAGCUAUUUGUAAAAAUAAUGACAGGAUAGAAA
Molecule: messenger RNA, 1652 nt
Organism: Thamnophis sirtalis
Lineage: Eukaryota; Metazoa; Chordata; Lepidosauria; Squamata; Natricidae
Source: RefSeq, a predicted model, not a curated record